AUGCACUCUUUUACUAUUUUGCUUCUUUGUUUGGUGGCAACUUUAACAUUAUCAAAAGUAAUCUCACGUCCAGGAUGUGGUCCAUUAUGUGCUAUGUACUGUGAAUAUGGCAAUGUUAUGGAUAGUGAUGGUUGCCCAAUAUGUCAAUGCGAAGAAAGUCCAUGCGAAGAUGAACAACGUCCACUUGAAGGAUAUUUUUGUGGCAGUGGUCCUAGCUAUCGUGCGUGUCCAUCGACACAUCAUUGCUUGAUUGGUCCUAACGAUGAUUUCGCUGUAUGUUGUCCUCGUCGAUAA
This is a messenger RNA of Rotaria socialis, 294 nucleotides long. NCBI's taxonomy places the organism in Eukaryota, Metazoa, Rotifera, Eurotatoria, Philodinida, Philodinidae. The record is from the annotation of a GenBank genome assembly.